UAUAUAUAUAUAUAUAUAUAUAUAAGUAAUUGGGUAUACUUUGAUGUAUGUUUUAUCCUUUGUAAAGGUUUGAAAUUUUUAAGUUUGUUUAAUUUAAAUUUGAAAAAUUUAUAUCUUAGAAAGAAUCCUUUAUUCAUAGUUUCUUUCCCUGUUAUUCCAUCUGUUUUUAUCUUAUCCUGUUUUAUUGAAAAUAGUAUAAACAGUAUUGAUAAAGUGAAAUAUAUUAAACAAAGAAAAAAGAAAACUUGGUGAUAUAUAAUAUCAUAUCAUAGUGUUUCAGAAAAAAUAAGCUUAAGGGGGGUGACAGUCUAAUCAAUCAAUCCAACACUACAAACAACUACAAACAACAUCUAAAUGGUUAAUAGCCUUUCUCAUCUACAACUACAACACAUAUAACUUUCGUUACAGUCUUAAUUAAUCCCUAAACAUGAGUGAUCUAAAUAUUGGUUCAUCCAAUCAACAUCAACAACAACAUACUUCAGCUGCCUUAUUAGAACAAUUGGUGUAUAUCGAUACCUUUAUGAAUAAUAAUAGCGGUGGUUCAACCGGUGAUUUGACUCCUAAUUUAGAUAUUGAUGGUCAAUUAUCAAUCGAUUUAGCUGCUUUUGCCGAUGAUUCCUUCAUAUUCCCUGAUGAAGAUAAACCAAAAAAUCAUAAUGGUAAAGGCCAUCAUCAUGAUGAUGACGAUGAUGAUAUGGAUUUAGAUAAUCUUCAUCAUAUAAAUCAUAAUAAUAAUAAUAACAACCAUAACAAUAACAGUAACAAUAAUAAUAACGGUCAACGUCAUAUAAAGUCAGAAGCUGAAGAUCCUUUAUUAUCAAGUAAUUUUGCUUCUUCAACUGAUAGUUCACCAAACUAUCAAUCUAAUCAUCUUCAUAACCCUUCUCAAUUAGUCCUUGCUAAUACUUUCACCAACAGUAAUGGUAAUACCAAUAAUAAUAGUAAUCAAGAUAGUAUACUUGAUGAUAUUAAUAUAUCGAAAUUACCUAAAUUCCCCGUCCCACCUGGAGCCAAGAGUUCUUUGGUAUCGGCUGGUUUAUCACAAAAUCAAAUUGAUUUAUUAAGUGCUUUGAUUGCUCAACAUCAAACAAGAUUAGGUAAUCCAGUACCAAAUAAUAGUAGUACUACUGCUGAUUUCCCUCAUUUACCAAGUCAAAAUUUCAAUUCUCCUGUAAGACAACAUAAUCAAUUACAAUCUUUUAGUAGUACUGAUGAAGGAGUAGUGGCAAGUAGUAGUAGUCUUUCCAGUAAUAAUAAUAAUAGUGGUGAGGGAAUUAAUUUUGAUGAUAGUCCUAUUUCAAUGACUUCUUCUUCAACUACUUUACAAGCUUCCCCAAGUUUAACCAUGAGAACUCCAUCAUCAGAUGAAUUAUUAUCAAGGAAUGAAUUUGGUGGUAUGACAGCUGAAGUUGAUAAACGCCGUCGCAAUACGGCUGCUAGUGCCAGAUUUAGAAUUAAAAAGAAAUUAAAAGAAAAACAAAUGGAACAUCGUAUAUUCUCUUUAAAUGAAUUAAUUAAAGAAUUUGAAAUUAAAAUUCAACAAUUAGAAAUGGAGAAUAAAUUAUUAAGAAAUUUGAUUAUUGAAAAGGGAAGUCAAAAAUCAGAUAAUGAAUUGAAAUUAUUACGUGAAAGAGCAAAAUUAAAUUAGAUUAAAUUAAAAUAAUUUCACUUUCACUUUCACUUUC
Scheffersomyces coipomensis is the source of this 1685-nucleotide messenger RNA. RefSeq names its product Met4p (gene MET4). NCBI's taxonomy places the organism in Eukaryota, Fungi, Ascomycota, Pichiomycetes, Serinales, Debaryomycetaceae. Gene Ontology annotation, molecular function: RNA polymerase II transcription regulatory region sequence-specific DNA binding; DNA-binding transcription activator activity, RNA polymerase II-specific. Gene Ontology annotation, biological process: regulation of transcription by RNA polymerase II. Bases 428 to 1648 code for a protein of 406 amino acids. The record is from RefSeq and is a predicted model, not a curated record. Gene Ontology annotation, cellular component: nucleus; Cbf1-Met4-Met28 complex. The transcript has a single exon.